AUGAGCUGGCAAACGCAGCUGCUCUCUUUCGCGGCCGCUGGGCUCGCCUAUCUCGUCUUCACAGCCAUCCACCGGCUCUACUUCAGCCCGCUGGCCGCGAUCCCCGGCCCCAGGUGGGCUGCGCUGUCUCUAUGGAACGAAUUCUACUACGACGUCGUUCGUCGCGGGACAUUUAUGUGGCAGAUCCAAGACAUGCACAAGAAAUAUGGCCCCUGCGUGCGCAUCAAUCCCUAUGAGGUUCACAUCCUCGACCCCGACUUCUACGACGAGCUGUACGUCAACACGAAGCGACUUGACAAGUACAGGUGGUGGACGAAUCUCGCUGGUGCCGACGGAAGCUCCUUCUCCACAAUCACCCACGAUCAGCAUAAGCUUCGGCGCGGCGCAGUCAAUCCCUUCUUCUCAGCUCGCUCUGUCACGAAGCUCGAGCCCUUGCUCAGGUCCAAGAUCGACAAGCUUAGUGCGCGCUUCGAUGGCUUCGUUGAGUCUGGCGAGGUGUUGCGCCUCGACGCUGCCUUCAUGGCCCUCACCAUGGACAUCAUCUGCGACUACGCUUUUUCACACGACCGCAAAUACCUCGACGAGCCCGAUUUUAAGCUGCUCUGGAAGCAGACCAUCAUCGGCGCCUUCGAGGGCGGCGCACUGGGCAGGCAAUUCCCUUGGAUGCUCCCCUUGAUGAAGCGCCUCCCGGUAUCUGUGGUUUCGGCGAUGAACCCGUCUGUCGGCCACCUGCUCAGUUGGCAGGCCGGCGUCAAAGAGCAGGUCAGGCCCAUAUUGGAAGGCGUCGAUGAAAUAACAUUGUCGGGCGACAAAGACGCGUCUUCCAGGACAAUCUUUCACACGCUCCGUGACAGCGACCUGCCACCAGAGGAGAAGACUCUGCAGCGCCUAUGCGACGAAGGCGAGAUCCUGACUGGAGCUGGCUCAGAGACCACCGCUCAGACCCUGACGCGCAUCCUGUUUUACCUCAAACAAGAACCAAAGACUCUGGCGAGGUUGCGAGAUGAGCUUGAUGGCGCUCUGUCAAAGCGGACUGCAGCUCCUUCGUGGACCGAGCUGCAACAGCUGCCGUAUCUGAGCGCUGUCAUUAAAGAAGGCCUGCGACUGUCUUACGGAACCACGACCCGCCUCCCACGUAUCGCGCACGAGGAUAUACGCUACAAAGAACAUGUCAUCCCGGCAGGAACUCCCAUUUCACAGACGCCGUAUUUCGUUCUCAUGCACGCGUCCAUCUUCCCAGACCCCGCGUGUUUCCGACCAGAGAGGUGGCUAGAGCCAGCAGCAAAGGACAUGAAACUAGACAGAUACCUCGUUUGCUUUGGCAAAGGCAGUCGCCAGUGUUUGGGCUUGAAUCUCGCUUACGCCGAAAUGUACCUCACGAUCGUGGCUGUUGUCCGCCGAUUCGACUGGGAGAUGUACGAGACCACUCUCGAUGACAUUGUCUGCAAGCACGACUUUUUCGUAGCGGUUGCCAGCCUCGACAGCAAGGGUGUGCGUGCAAGGUUGUCAGCGAGGCACUUCUAG
Purpureocillium lilacinum is the source of this 1524-nucleotide messenger RNA. RefSeq lists its product as uncharacterized. Gene Ontology annotation, molecular function: oxidoreductase activity, acting on paired donors, with incorporation or reduction of molecular oxygen; heme binding; iron ion binding. Lineage: Eukaryota; Fungi; Ascomycota; Sordariomycetes; Hypocreales; Ophiocordycipitaceae. The record is from RefSeq and is a predicted model, not a curated record.